Daphnia pulicaria is the source of this 1521-nucleotide messenger RNA. RefSeq lists its product as uncharacterized. Gene Ontology annotation, molecular function: protein binding. The record is from RefSeq and is a predicted model, not a curated record. NCBI's taxonomy places the organism in Eukaryota, Metazoa, Arthropoda, Branchiopoda, Diplostraca, Daphniidae. The coding region runs from base 459 to 1430 and encodes 323 amino acids. The transcript has 4 exons.
AUUUACGAAAUAGAUAAGGUCAGCACGAAAAGAAUUUAGAAUUUAAAAUUAAACGCAGCUGUCGACGAUCAAUCUCCCAUAUGCUUCAAGCAAGCGAACGUGUUAAGCUGCUGUAUUAGCCAACUAAACAAAUUUUACUUAAACUAGUCCCGUUUACGUGACGGUCACUUUGACUGGAAAAUAUAAUGCGGGACUACGUGACUCGUCAACUGUUAUCUGAAUUGUACGACGUUGUGAUGAGUGAUGACUUUUGUUCCCUGUCACUUUCUUAGGCUAUCUGGCGAUUCAUAACAAAAUGAACAACUGAAAUUCAAACAAACGCACCCAACGGAAAGGGACCUACAUUUCUUAUCUACACACAAGGGAUUAAUACCGGCAGUUAGUGGAUAACCAAUUUUGUUUUAUAAUAAAUCAGUAUUGCUACAUCAGCUAGAAGUUAGUUCAGACUCUUCGCUGCAAUGGCUAGCAACUUGUUCACUUGUUCCUUUUUCACUUUUCUCAUUUGCGCUUGGAUCAUUUACUCGGUCGAUGGACUUUCCUUGGAGGAUCGACUGCAACAAUUAACCGAUAAUUAUGUCGAGAUCAAAUCAAUUCUGCAAGACAAAAUUGUCCAACUGGAAAUGAAAGACGCGAGGUUGGAGGCACUCGAACUAAAAAUGCAACAGCAAUAUGAAAUCAGAGAAGGUUUGUCAGUCAAAGUGUCCGAGCUAGAGUCCAAAGUGCAACAACAACAACGGCUUUUGACUGCCCUUCAAAACAAGCAAUCAGCAGCAGUCUCUGAUUACCGAUCUGACGUCAAAAAUGAUUCGAGAAUUAGCAAUGGAAUGCCAACUUCGUGCGCAGAUCUUUAUGCCUUGGGUCACAGUUUGAGUGGGUUCUAUUCCGUAAGAGGCGCUUCUAUGGUGGAAAGUGUCUACUGCGACUUUACCAAGCAAUCCAGCGAUCCUGGUUUCCAACAAUUCAUUGGCUCGACUGAAAUGAAAUCAUCGCCCGCUAUCUUUUACGUGCAGAGGAGCUCGUCUUUCACUCAAAUCAACGUUCCCGUUCCAUUUCAAAUUGAAAGACUCAACGUGGGAAAAGCCAUGAAUUUGACAUCGGGCAAAUUCACGGCCCCAGUCACGGGCAACUACUUUUUCUCGCUCUCGGGCACGGCGUACAUUCCGGCGACGACAACACGACUGGUUUUCACUAUCGGUCUCUUCCUGAACGACAAUUCACUCGCUUACGGUUACGCCGACGAAAUGAGCGCCGAUUACCAAUACGAAACGUUUUCUCUCCAGUCGACGCUUAAUUUGAUCAAAGGCGAUCAAGUCUGGAUACAGAUUUCCUCCAUGGAAACAGGAGUGUAUCUAUACGGAGGGUUGUUCACUCACUUCAACGGCUGGCUACUACAAGAAGAUAUUUUCCAAUCGCAAAAAUAUCACAACUGAAAAAAUAUAUAAAUCCAUUAUCGGGUCACUUCAGAAUAAAAUUAUCUGUGAUGUUAUUUUCUUUCUCGUAAUAUAUCAAUUCCUAAAUCGG